CUCGAGCAGCGCGCGCUCGUUGCAUAAUUAAGUCCACGAAGAAGAAUUGAGUUGUUCCUCAGUCGCGUCGCAGCCUCUCGAUGAAGUGGCACAACGUGGGCGGUGCGUCGAGGAGGCGAAAGGAAGCGGCACGGCACGGCGGCGCAGCGCUCACAGGCUGGAUGUGAAGCAGCGGGACAUGACGCUGCAGCUCCGGGGAGCCUGAGGACGAACACACGCCGCGAGAGCAGCUCCGAGCCAGGGCUGAAGGAUACAGCACAGUCCUGGUGUGGUGACACAAACUAACCAGGGGACUUUUAGUGAGGAGGAGCACAGCUGAUCAUCUGAAGACCUGCUGACACAUCUGAAUCCUCCGCAUGGAUCUUAACCUCUGAUCUGAUCCGGACACCUCAUCCUGAUUCCGGCUGUGCGCUCGCGGCUCUCACCAGUGACAUUUCAACAACAACAACACGUUUGUGACACCCUCGGAUUAUCGUGUUGGAGCCACUUUUUCUUUGCACAAAGGAUAAUCUCAGAGAAGGAGUUUCAAGGGAAGCACUUAGACCAGAAGAAGACAUUUAAGGGAAAAUUAUGUGAAGAAUAAAGGAGAGGAAAUGAGACGCAAAUGUUUCUUUCUGCUCGAGGUUUGUGCCAUCCUGAGCCUCCUGCCCUCGGGCUCGUAUGCAGAUCUGACAUGUGAAGCUCUCCUCCUGCUGUCAGGGAACGUCUCAUUGCAGUCCUUGGCCGCCUCCUGGAACCAAACCCUGAGCAAUGCCACCAGCCAGUGGAGCGGCUCGGGGGUCUUCUGUGAAACCUCCAUCGACGGCAUUGGCACCUGCUGGCCCAGGAGCAGCGCCGGGCAGAUGGUGUCACGACCCUGCCCGGAGAUGUUCUACGGUGUCAGAUACAACACCACCAAUAAUGUCUACAGGAAAUGCCUCUCUAAUGGGACGUGGGCGCUAAAGGGGAACUACUCCAUGUGUAAGGCUAUACUUCAUGAGGAGAAAAAAGGGAAGAUGCACUACCAGAUCGCUGUGAUCAUAAACUUCCUGGGUCACUGCAUCUCCAUGGUGGCUCUGCUCAUCGCCUUCUUCCUCUUCUUGUGUUUGAGGAGCAUCCGCUGCCUGAGAAACAUCAUCCACUGGAACCUCAUCGCCGCCUUCAUCCUGAGGAACGCCACGUGGUUCAUCGUCCAGCUCACCAUGAGUCCAAAGGUGCACGAAAGUAACGUGGUGUGGUGUCGUCUUGUCACCGCCUCCUUCAACUAUUUCCACUCCACCAACUUCUUCUGGAUGUUUGGCGAGGGCUGUUACCUCCACACCGCCAUCGUGCUCACCUACUCCACCGACAAGCUUCGCAAGUGGAUGUUCAUCUGCAUCGGCUGGUGUAUACCGUUCCCCAUAAUUGUAGCGUGGGCCAUUGGGAAGCUGUAUUACGACAAUGAGAAAUGCUGGUUCGGGAAGCGAGCGGGAGUCUACACAGACUACAUCUACCAGGGUCCCAUGAUUCUUGUGCUGGUGAUCAAUUUUAUUUUCCUCUUCAAUAUCGUGAGAAUCCUGAUGACCAAACUGCGAGCUUCCACGACUUCAGAGACAAUCCAAUACAGGAAAGCGGUGAAGGCGACACUGGUUCUCCUUCCUCUCCUGGGAAUCACCUAUAUGCUUUUCUUCGUCAACCCGGGGGAGGAUGAAAUCUCUCAGAUUGUCUUUAUAUACUUCAACUCGUUUCUGGAGUCCUUUCAGGGCUUCUUUGUGUCCGUGUUUUACUGCUUCUUAAACAGUGAGGUGCGGUCGGCUGUGAGGAAACGUUUCCACCGCUGGCAGGAGCAGCACUCCAUCCGAGCCAGGAUGACCCAGGCCAUGUCCAUCCCCACGUCACCUUCACGGGUCAGCUUUCACAGCAUCAAGCAGUCCACGUCGCUAUGAGAGACGAGACCGCUCCGUCCGUCCUGCUCCGAGAGAGGAACCCGGAGCCGUCAUCGUUUUCUGCCACAUCACUGGAUUCACUGAAACACAGAGACAGACAGACGGACAGGGAAACCUCAGGAGGGACGUUACCUUCAGGGGAAAGUCGACGGGAGGGCGAGGACACUGCAGACUUUGUGAAAUGUGAGGUUAGUGGAUCAGAGCGCGCUGAACUGGAUCUGUGUGACUUUGUGAAUGUACAGCACUCCAUGUCCUUUAAUGUUCACCUCGCACAAAUCUCCCUCGUGUUCCCACUUGCACACGUUUAUUUGUAUUUUAUUUUUAAUCAGAGACAACUGGGAGCUUGUGCCGCUGGACUGCACUGAACUGGAUUUCAUCCCAGCAACACCGGACUUUAUAAAGCUACAAAAAUACAUUUUAAGUUAUUACAAAGAGAUGUAUUUUUAUUUUUCUGUCACUGAUGUUUGGUAGAAGUGUUUGUCAGUUUGUGUUGUGCUUUCCUUCCUCUGUUUGCAGUCAGUUUGGUGCAGUCGUCUUUAAAACUUUCCAGAAAGUUGAACACAUUCCUUGAUUUGCAGAUGAAGAGUUUCACUCCAAAAUAACACGAAUGAGAAGUUUGAACAAUCAGCAUUUAUGGCUGUUUUUACAGCCAAGCUCAGAGCUGGUUAGCAGUGAAGUUUGGCCCAAGAUUUAAGCUUCAGUUUGCCUUUUUCUCCUUUAUCUGCAGACAUAAAUGCAACUCUCUUCUUUAAGCCUAGAGCAGUGAAACAGAAAGGAACAACCAGGGACAGUUUUAGUGAUUCGGAGGCCCCAGGCAAAGACCAAUAAGAGACCCGUCCUGAUUUAGCUAAAGGCAACUAAAGCAGGCGAACAAAAUAUCUGGAAGCAUCUUUUUUCUGGUAACAGAGCCAGGGAAUGACAAAACUUAUCAAAAUCUGAAAUAUAAACACCCAAAUACCCAGCAGUACUUCCUCCUCACCUCUCAAAGAAGCAUCAUAACUCAAACUCAGCACAUGGUUGUAUUUAAACAUGUCUCUAGGCCUGAAAGAGCUUUUAGAAAUGAAAAUAUACACUCACUAUUGGUGUAUAUCCAGUGCUGUACCAUAAUUCCAACCUUUUAUUUAUUGCAUGCUAUUUUUCAUGAAGAUAUCUUGAGCACAAGGCCCCAGGAAGUUGCCUGCCUUUGCCUUACUGCAAAACUGCCAAUGAGAGCAACUUCACAAAAACCUUCUGUAAAAAAAGUGCAUCCAUAUUAAGACAGGCUACACACUCGGCACCAUUUUGGUCACAAUUACCCAUUGCCCAAAGGUCACUCAGACAAAUUAUGCUGCCCAAGUAGACAGUUUUCAGUUGGAUAGGCCUACACAGUAAUCAAAUUUUCUAAUAUCCAAAAUGCUGACUCAUUUAUUUUAGCUGAUACUGAUAUGAAGGCUGAUAUAUAAACAUAUAGUUCUGACCUAAAACCUAAGUCUAUAAAACACUCUGAAAUUUUAGGAAUAAGGAUAAACAAGGAAAGAUUUAAGCUGACAUCGGUCCGUUGGUCCUGCCCAAAACUCCAUAAACUUAUUUAUACUUACAGCAAAAAUUUCAGCCCAUAAACACCAAUGACAGUGGAUAUUUCCCAUCAGAAUAGGCUAAUAUUUACAGCUGAUAUAGAUGGGAAAACUACAGUAAAUAUAGAAAGAUAUAUUCAGCCAGUAGACACCAAUAUUAACAGUGAAUAUGGGGAAAUAAAGACCAGCAUUUAUAGCCAAUUUAUGAUAUUAUAUGAUAUUUACAGCAGAUAAAGGCCAAUUUUUACAGCUAAUAUAGGCCAAUAUUUCCUGAUAUAGACCAAUACUUACAGCAGGUAAAAGCUAAUGUAUUAAGCCAAUAUAUACUGGUAUUUACAGCCAAUAAAAGCCAAUAUAUACAGCCAUUGUAAGCUGAUAUUUACAGCAGAAAUAGGCCAAUUUUACAGCUAAUGCAGGCCAAUAUUUCCUGCUUGUAUAGGUCAGUAUCUACAGCUAAUACAGGCCAGUAUUUCCUGCCCAUUUAGGCCGAUAUCUUCAGCCAUUAAAGACUGAUAUUCACAGCAGAUAUAUAUAAAGGCCAAUGUAUUCAGCCAAUACAUAUUAGAAUUUACAACCAACAGAGACGGAUAUUUACAGCCAAUGUAAACCAGUAUUUACUGCAGAUAUAAUCCCAUUUUACAGCUAAUACAGGCCAAGAUUUUCUACUUAUAUAGGUUAAUGUCUACAGCCAGUACAGGCCAGUAUUUCCUGCCUAUUUAGGCUGAUAUCUUCAGCCAAUAAAGGCUAAUAUUCACAGCAGGUAUAGACCAAUAUUUACAGCAGGUAAAGCCCAAUGUAUCCAGCCAAUACAUAUUGCAAUUUACAGCCAACAGAGACAGAUUUUUACAGCCAAUAAAGGCCAGUAUUUACAGCCACUGUAAACCAAUAUUUACUGCAGAUAUAGACCCAUUUUUACAGCUAAUACAGGCCAAGAUUUCCUGCCUAAUCAGGCCAAUAGCUUUAGCCUACAAAGGCCAAUAUUCACAGCAGAUAUAGAACAAUAUUUACAGCAGGUAAAGGCCAGUGUAUUCAGCCAAUACAAACUGGUAUUUACAGCCAAUGGAGCGUGAUAUUCACAGCCAAAAAUGGUUGAAAUUUGUUGUAAUUGUAGUCUGAUAUUUACAGCAGAUAUAAACCAUUUUUUAUAGCCGAUAUAGUGAUAAAUACAGCCAUUAUAGGCUGAUAUAAGCCGAUUUUUAUAGCCAAUAUAGGCCUGUAUUAACAGCAGAUAUAGGCAGCUAGUUACAACUGAUGUGUCUGUUGUAAAUAUCUGAAGAAGUUUUCAUAUUUGUAAAUACCAGUGAUUGCAUUCUUAGCGACUAUCUGCUGGUACAGUAUGUUUUUAUGCCAAAAAUAUUGUGCAUCCCUAGUGCUAGCUACAACCUUUGGCUACAGUAAAAACUGAUGUCCCAUCGUCAAAGAACCAAAACUCUAAAGAUGAUUUGAUGAGCUGAAGUCGGCCCUAAUAUAAGCAGCAGUUAGCUAACAUAAACACUGUAGUACAUGCUGUGGAAUUACAAGAGGGACUAGAGUGAUUAAAGGAGUAAUUUGCUUCGACUUCAGAAGACUGCUUAGAUGAUGUAUGUGUAUUUUGAGGGUGAGACUAAGGGGAAAAGACAAUACAAUGAGCUAAAGUUUUAAAGCUAAGUUGGCCGUAACAUUAGCAGGAAUUAGCUUACUUACUUUGAUAGCAAAGUGAUAUUCUACAUGUUAGCAACAUAUGGGGAUAGGAGCUGUGCUUUUAUGUCCAUGUUCCUGGGCCUGAUCCAAUCCCAAUGCAUUCUGGGUGCCAAGGACCCAGGCUGGUCCAGACAUUGUGGUAGGAUGCCUGUAGAGAUGGGGCGUCAGCCUGGCGCAGGCCUGGAGGAUGGCCAUCAGGAAAUCAGAGCAGUACAGGACCAAGGUUGGUGCCGAACAGCAUGUGCUCCCAAACCUGACCUGGCCAUGGCAACAUAAGGGAAUGGGAUAAAAUACCUCAUACCAGUGUUUUCUGUACCCAGUGUACAUCAUUGGACCACUUUUCUGAGUUAUAAUUCCUAUAGAACUGCAGGAAAUUCAGCAUUUCUAAUACUUUCCAAUGAUGGUUCACGAGCUGGAUGUCCAGUUGCAUUGCAGCACUGCCAGAUAGCUCAUGGUAUUGGAGGAUGGGGCUUAGAGAGGGGGGGAUUCACCCCCUUUAUGAUGGGUAACAUCCAACACAACCACAACUAAUGUCAGUCAAAUGAUAUUUAGAUUAUCUCUUCUAGCAUGGGGACUAUACCAGUUUUAUUGACUCUUAUAGUUAAGUGUUUCUAACAACUUUUAAAAUCAUAAUUGUUCAUGAUAAUGGUAUAAGAGUAAGGGAUAUUUCGCAUUAAGGCCACAUAAUAAACUACUUUGCUGUUUUUGUAAUGUCUAUAAAUGUAGAAAUUACGGAAACUUUCCCAGCUUCUCUUCUACUCUGUGCUACAGAUAAGCAACUCCUUCGUUUAGUUCAUAAUUUUAGAAACAAAUGAGGUGAUAAAGUGGUUCAUUCAAGUGUUUUUGGAGCGAAACUCUUUGUCUGAAUAAAGAGACUUCCUUUUGUUUCCUCUACCAGCAGACCAGAAAAACAUCAGCAGAGAAGAAAACCCAUCAGGACGGUUUUCUCUCUCCUACCUUCACGUUUUUGUUCCGCUGACUCGAAGCAUGAAAUUUGAGUCGGCCUUGCAGUAACUUUGCUUACUGAUUUAUUGUAAAUAUAUAAAUACAAACCGAGCGAGGUGCUGAGGAUCCAGCCGAGUCGUCACAAAUAUAAAAACCAAAAAAUCACAGAAACCACACACUGUGAAUCAUUCGCGCACAUCAUCUGUGUGAUCAGGAAUUCACAGGCCACAUUCCUACUGUACCAGUUUGCCUCGCACCUGUGCUUUUUAUAUCUUAUGUCUAAAAAAUGUAAAGAAUUCAUCUUUCUCCCACCCUGAUGUCAUGGUUUUGUUUGUUUCAAAGAUGUGUGAGCUCUGGUUGUGAAGGAUGGUCAGAAAUAUCUGAGACGACAGCGUUUUGACUUGCCACAGUGAUGUGUUUUAUUCUAAUAUUCAUCCUGUAAUGUUAGUAGCUGCUUCAUAAGAGAGCCGAGGGUUUGGGGAUAGAAGAGCGCCAGACUUUGUAUUUGAGUUUUAAAAAGUGUAGCUGUUAUGUAUUUUUUAUGUUAAGGUGUUUUCCAACCAACAUGUGAAGCAAAUUUUUUCCCUUAUUGAACGAUAUUGCAGCGCAGGAAUACUCCCCGUUCUCGGUGUAAUAGUCAUUUUCAAAGACCCAACAAUAGAUCUGACAGUUUGAGACAUAAUCCUUUGGUAUUAGUCACUCUUUCUCUGUGCUUUAUCUUUUUUAUUGUGUUUUUCUACAUUGAAGUCGUUGGUAAAGUUGUUUUUUUCCCCAGCUUUGAUAAAAAGCUCAUACCAACAACUCCAAACUGUACUCCAUAGACAGUUUUUAAGAAGUCAACUCAGCCUUUUUGGUCAGAAAAUGCAGCCAAUGUUCAGGUAUGUUAAACCUGCUUUAUCUCUACAGGCUAGCAUGCAGUAAAUCCACUAACAGUGAUGAUAACAUGGAUGUCUAUGAGGGACAGGGCCCACCUUUUAGAUGACUUCUUACCUUAUUUAAAGGGGACAUAUGCAAAAAUGACUUUUUCAGGCUUUUCUAACACAAAUGUGUGCCCCUGGCCUGUCCACAAUCUCCUCAAGUAACAGAAAACUUUUCUCCACCUUUCAGAAAAUGUGUGCUCAAACAAGCCGCUCUCAGAUUUUCCUAUCAUGAUGUCAUGAGGGGAGUUAGCCCCACCCCCAGGUUCAGUUAGCCCUCCUGGUUUGGAAGAAAGUCCUCCUAAUCAGGAAAGCCACAUCCAUGAAACUAAAUCUAUUUCCUGAGAGGGGUGGAGUUAGGGGCGGGGUCAGACAGCUUAUUAACAUUUAAAGCCACAGACACAGAAACAGCUCGUUCUAAGCAGGGCUAAAACAGAGGGG
This is a messenger RNA of Cheilinus undulatus (humphead wrasse), 7440 nucleotides long. Its product is annotated as corticotropin-releasing factor receptor 1-like. Gene Ontology annotation, biological process: adenylate cyclase-activating G protein-coupled receptor signaling pathway; cell surface receptor signaling pathway. NCBI's taxonomy places the organism in Eukaryota, Metazoa, Chordata, Actinopteri, Labriformes, Labridae. The transcript has 14 exons. Gene Ontology annotation, cellular component: plasma membrane; neuron projection. The record is from RefSeq and is a predicted model, not a curated record. Gene Ontology annotation, molecular function: G protein-coupled peptide receptor activity; corticotrophin-releasing factor receptor activity; corticotropin-releasing hormone binding. Bases 594 to 1904 code for a protein of 436 amino acids.